UUGACCUUACAGUCGCAUGUAUAGUAAGUAGGCAACAACAGUAUUUCGCCGAAAGUCUUUUUCUAAUAAUAUGACACUCAGUUAAUUAUAUAUGUAGAAAAAAAUUUGCUAUUGCAAAUGCAGUAUUACAGCAAUGCGUUUAUCUGUAUCUGCAAAAAACGGGAAACAUUUCUUCAGCGUGACGUUUCGUUUUGGUAAAAACGGACUUCUUGUUUAAAAGCAUGACGUAGCUGUUUUUCUCAUACGUUUUACUAAAAGAUGGAAACUGUUCGAAAAUGUACAGCAGCCUGGAAAGCUGCUAAAUCAGAUACUGAACGAUUUGCAGCAUUGAUGGUCAUUGCUAAACUUAUCCGGACCGAGAAUUUAUCUGCAAAUGAAAAGAGAGAAGUGUUUGAGGCAAUAGGAUUUAAGUUUCUGAAAAGAUUAUUGACGAUUGAUGAUGAAUCAGAUUCAAAUAUAAACGCGUAUAAAACUUUAGGGUUUGCUAUCCUUUCUUGCUUCUGCUUAGAUUCAGAUUUAUUAAAUGAUCCUCAAAUUCUUUCUUUCAUACCUUAUUUGGUUGAUGUUUUUGAGUCUCCUGAUCACGAUGAAAUUAGUGACACCAUUAAUGAUGCUUUAGAUAUUGUAAUAGCUAUGAACAGUAAUGAAACUUGUAAAAAAGAGCUUUUAGAAUGUGGCAUUAUAAAUGCAUUAUAUAACGAAUACAAACUGUCGAAUAAUGAUAAAACUUUAAGUGCAUUAAUUAUGUUUUUGCUUCAGACAGACUAUAGUGAACCUUAUGAAGUACUAGUAAAUGAUUUAUUAAAAAUAUUAGCAAUGCAAUUUUGUAUGGAUAAUUCUAUGAAAAAGUUUGAAGUCUGCAAUUAUAUUAUUACUAUUGUAUUAAAAUAUAAUAACAGCUUGGACUUGGAAACCAGCAACAUAAUGCAGAAAGGAUUGAUUGAUAUACUCCAGAGUAAAGUAGGAAAAGCUCAACGAGAUCCUGCAUUAAAACUAGCCGGUUUAAUUGUUCACAAAUUUGGUUCUCAAUGGUUCACUGAAGAUUCAGAAUCCUCGAGGUUAUUUUUCACUGUACUAGUACAAAUUACGAGUGUUGAAGUUCAUAUGCUACUUGAGGAAAGGUCUGCAGAAGAGGUUAGUCGAGAAUUGUUUCUGCUGAGUUCUUGUUAUUGUAUCCUUGAGCGCAUUAUUGGCAUAAUGGUAGAUGAAAAUUUGUUUCAGCCAAAUCGGCCACAUGUAGAACCAUUACUAAAUUCAAUAAACAUGGCUUUCAAAUCAAUUAUAAAUUUCUUAAAAGGUAUAUCCAUAAACUGGAAAACUUCAGAAGACUCCUUGAAAUCAGCAAAUAUACAAGAUGUUAUUGUGGCCACAAUUCGUGUGAUGUGUUGUUGGCUUGCUGAGGAAACAUUUGCUUUGCAGGAUGAUGUUCUGGAAAUUUUGCCAUUUGUUUUAGAUGUAUGUAAAAAAUCCUCCCCUAUGACCUCGUAUGGUAAAGAAUUAACUGAUUGCAAGACAAUACAAUUUUUUAUUUCUCCUCUAUGUCACUUAACAGCAGAUGACAAAGCUCGUCAAGUGUUGUUAGAAAAUGAUUUGUUAUCAGUGUUAUUUAAUCAUAUGGAAUAUCAGUGGAAUGCUUAUUUAAAAACACCAUCUUCUGAUAAAGAAGUUUCGCUGACAACAUUAUGUGGUAUAUUUUUGAAUAUUGUGGUUUUAGAAUCUAAAGUAGUUGCUGAAACAGAUGACUUCUUUUUCUUCUUAAAAUUUUUAUUUAAUAACUUACCUCAACUAACUCCAAAAUUGGAAAUGCUGCCACUGAAAGCAAAUUUUUCUGUUUUGGGUUUAAUGAUUAUGCGACAAUUUUAUAAGAGGGUCAAAUCGUGUGAAACAAGCUUCUAUGGAUUUUUGUCAUCAAGCGUUAAAUUCCUGUGGGAUGCUCACAGUGUUGAAGAUAUUAAUGGAAUACCUUCAUUUAUCAUCACAAGAGAAUAUCGUGAAGUGUGGACAGACAUUAUGGAAUUGUGGUUUUUAGGAAUGCAGGCACUUUCUACUUUGUUACCUCUUAUGCCUUGGAUUGCUAGUUUUCUUGUAGAAAGUGGUUGGCCACAGCAUAUUGUGUCCUCUUUUGCCCGAGUUAAUGAAAGAGGUUUGGAAGGAGGUGUGUUGGGCCUGCUGAGUGAAAAUAAUGGAGUCCUGUGUAGAAACUCAUCUGAAUCAUCAUUACUUACUUUUAAACCUUCCAACACCUGUUCAAGAAGUGACUGUAGUUUAUCCUAAAUAAAGUAAAGUAACAUAAUUUGCAAA
Stegodyphus dumicola is the source of this 2301-nucleotide messenger RNA. RefSeq names its product neurochondrin (gene Neurochondrin). The record is from RefSeq and is a predicted model, not a curated record. Gene Ontology annotation, biological process: neuron projection development; regulation of neuronal synaptic plasticity. NCBI's taxonomy places the organism in Eukaryota, Metazoa, Arthropoda, Arachnida, Araneae, Eresidae. Gene Ontology annotation, cellular component: dendrite.